AUGGAUGAAGCUAUUGGAGAUCUGGUAUUGGGUCCCUUUAGAGAGAUUGUCACCCAGGGAAACACCGCCAUCGAAAAUGCCCGCGAGGCUGGAAACGAGCAGAUGCUCAAGGCCGCUCAGGCUUUGGUCAAGGAAGGCGAGCGGGCACUCAAGAAAAUUGAGCCACUCUGCAGGAAAACCUUUGACGAGUUCGCCGCCAACUUCGUCAAUGCUCUGAAAGACAAUGGUGCGGUCUAUCUUAAGUCUGAAUUGAAAAUCAUCGUCAUGCCGGCUAACAAGAGCAGAGGAGAUAUCCCAAUUUAG
This is a messenger RNA of Phaeoacremonium minimum UCRPA7, 303 nucleotides long. Its product is annotated as putative sh3 domain-containing protein. Lineage: Eukaryota; Fungi; Ascomycota; Sordariomycetes; Togniniales; Togniniaceae. The record is from RefSeq and is a predicted model, not a curated record. The transcript has a single exon. Bases 1 to 303 code for a protein of 100 amino acids.